AUCCUGCAGUAGCAGGGAUGGGGUGGGAGUGAGAGAGAGAGUGAGGACGCUGGGCUCUAGAGGGAACGAGAAGCCACUGCGAGUCCCCCAUCUCAGCCACCCAGACUGGGGCCUGCCGGGUCUGCUCCAUGGACUAGUGCGAGGGGAGGGCAGGCUCCUUUCUGUCACUGCUCUGCUGCCCUCCCCUCCUUGUAGAGCCCCUGCAUCCCUUUCCCAAGGUGGAAUUAGCAGGCUUGAGGCUCCCAAGGGACCGAAUCCCCUGGCUUGGUCCUGCCCCACACCACACCAUGACCCUCUUGUUGCUGUCUUUCUUGCUGGCCUCUCUGCUCCUGCCCAGCUUGGGGAACAAAGCCAACAAGCACAAGCCAUGGAUUGAGGCAGAGUACCAGGGCAUCGUCAUGGAGAAUGACAACACUGUCCUGCUGAACCCACCACUCUUUGCCUUGGAUAAGGACGCUCCCCUGCGCUAUGCUGGUGAGAUCUGCGGCUUCCGGCUCCAUGGGUCUGGAGUGCCCUUUGAGGCUGUGAUCCUGGACAAGGCGACAGGUGAAGGGCUGAUUCGGGCCAAGGAGCCUGUGGAUUGCGAGGCCCAGAAGGAACACACCUUCACCAUCCAGGCAUAUGACUGUGGCGAGGGCCCUGAUGGUGCCAACACCAAGAAGUCCCACAAGGCAACAGUGCAUGUGCGGGUCAAUGACGUGAAUGAGUUUGCCCCAGUGUUUGUGGAGCGGCUGUACCGUGCUGCAGUGACAGAGGGGAAACUGUAUGAUCGCAUCCUGCGGGUGGAAGCCAUUGAUGGUGACUGCUCCCCACAGUACAGCCAGAUCUGCUACUAUGAGAUCCUCACGCCCAACACCCCCUUCCUAAUAGACAAUGAUGGGAACAUUGAGAACACAGAGAAGCUGCAGUACAGUGGUGAGAAGCUCUACAAGUUCACAGUGACGGCUUAUGACUGUGGAAAGAAGCGAGCAGCCGAUGAUGCUGAGGUGGAGAUCCAGGUGAAGCCCACCUGCAAACCCAGCUGGCAAGGCUGGAACAAAAGGAUUGAAUAUGCACCAGGCGCUGGGAGCUUGGCUUUGUUCCCUGGCAUCCGCCUGGAGACCUGUGAUGAACCACUCUGGAACAUUCAGGCCACCAUAGAGCUGCAGACCAGCCAUGUGGCCAAGGGUUGUGACCGUGACAACUACUCAGAGCGGGCACUGCGGAAACUCUGUGGUGCUGCCACUGGGGAGGUGGACCUGUUGCCCAUGCCGGGCCCCAAUGCCAACUGGACAGCAGGACUCUCAGUGCACUAUAGCCAGGAUAGCAGCCUUAUAUACUGGUUUAAUGGCACCCAAGCUGUGCAGGUGCCCCUGGGUGGCACAGCUGGGCUGGGUUCUGGCUCCCAGGACAGCCUCAGCGACCACUUUACCCUGUCAUUCUGGAUGAAACAUGGUGUAACUCCAAACAAGGGCAAGAAAGAAGAGGAAACCAUUGUGUGCAACACAGUCCAGAAUGAGGAUGGCUUCUCUCACUACUCCUUGACUGUCCAUGGCUGCAGAAUUGCCUUCCUCUACUGGCCCCUGCUUGAGAGUGCCCGCCCAGUCAAGUUCCUCUGGAAGCUGGAGCAGGUCUGUGACGACGAGUGGCACCAUUAUGCUCUGAACCUCGAGUUCCCCACAGUUACACUCUAUGCUGAUGGCAUCUCCUUUGACCCUGCUCUCAUCCAUGACAACGGCCUCAUCCACCCACCCCGGAGGGAACCUGCACUCAUGAUUGGGGCCUGCUGGACAGAGGAUAAGAACAAAGAGAAGGAUAAAGGAGGAGACAACAGUACAGACACAACUCAAGGAGACCCCUUGCCGAUCCACCACUACUUUCAUGGCUACCUGGCUGGUUUCAGCGUGCGCUCAGGUCGCCUGGAGAGCCGGGAGGUCAUCGAAUGCCUCUAUGCAUGUCGGGAGGGGCUGGACUAUAGGGAUUUCGAGAGCCUGGGCAAAGGCAUGAAGGUCCACGUGAACCCCUCGCAGUCCCUGCUCACCCUGGAGGGGGAUGAUGUGGAGACCUUCAGCCAUGCCCUGCAGCACGUGGCUUAUAUGAACACUCUGCGGUUUGCCACGCCUGGCGUCAGGCCUCUGCGCCUCACCACUGCUGUCAAGUGCUUCAGUGAGGAGUCCUGUGUCUCUAUCCCCGAAGUGGAGGGUUAUGUGGUGGUUCUUCAGCCGGAUGCCCCCCAGAUCUUGCUGAGUGGCACAGCUCAUUUUGCCCGCCCAGCUGUGGACUUUGAGGGCCCUGAGGGGGUCCCUUUGUUUCCUGAUCUUCAAAUCACUUGCUCUAUUUCUCACCAAGUGGAGGCCAAUAAAGACGAAAGUUGGCAGGGCACGGUGACAGACACACGCAUGUCAGAUGAAAUUGUGCACAACCUGGAUGGCUGUGAAAUUUCUCUUGUGGGGGAUGACCUUGACCCUGAGAGAGAAAGCCUGCUCUUGGACAUGGCAUCCUUGCAGCAGCGAGGCCUGGAGCUUACCAACACUUCUGCCUACCUCACCAUUGCUGGGGUGGAGAGCAUCACUGUGUAUGAAGAGAUCCUGAGGCAGGCUCGUUAUCGACUGCGACAUGGAGCUGCCCUCUAUGCCAGGAAAUUCCGGCUUUCCUGCUCAGAAAUGAAUGGCCGCUACUCCAGCAAUGAAUUCAUUGUGGAGGUCAAUGUCCUGCACAGCAUGAACCGGAUUGCCCAUCCCAGCCAUGUGCUCAGUUCCCAGCAGUUCCUGCACCGGGGUCACCAGCCUCCCCCUGAGAUGGCUGGACACAGCCUGGCCAGCUCCCAUAGGAACUCCAUGGUCCCAAGUGCUGCGACUCUCAUCAUUGUGGUGUGCGUGGGCUUCCUGGUGCUCAUGGUUGUCCUGGGCCUCGUGCGUAUCCACUCCCUUCACCGGCGUGUGUCAGGGGCCAGUGGGUCCCCAGGGGCCUCCAGUGACCCCAAAGACCCGGAUCUCUUCUGGGAUGACUCUGCUCUCACCAUUAUUGUGAACCCCAUGGAGUCCUACCAGAAUCAGCAGGCCUGUGUGGCAGGGGCUGCUGGUAGCCAGCAGGAGGACGAGGACAGCAGUGACUCAGAGGCAGCUGACUCCCCCAGCAGUGAUGAGAGACGCAUCAUUGAGAAUCCCCCACACCGCUACUGAGGCUACACCCCUGCCCAGAAGGAAUUCUGCCCUGGAGAGACAGAGAUACCCAGGAAAGAAAGGGAGAAGGGCAUUCUGAGAGAAGAGAGACCAAGAGAGAGCUCUUCAGAACAAGCACUCCUUCAAUCUCAAAACCCCAGUGGGGCUCACUGGGGUCACCCCUACCCCUCCUCUACCUGCCUC
This is a messenger RNA of Castor canadensis (American beaver), 3344 nucleotides long. RefSeq names its product calsyntenin 3 (gene Clstn3). Gene Ontology annotation, biological process: positive regulation of synaptic transmission; homophilic cell-cell adhesion; positive regulation of synapse assembly. The record is from RefSeq and is a predicted model, not a curated record. Lineage: Eukaryota; Metazoa; Chordata; Mammalia; Rodentia; Castoridae. Gene Ontology annotation, cellular component: cell surface; postsynaptic membrane. Gene Ontology annotation, molecular function: calcium ion binding.